CUCUCAUAUUGCACCCGGUUUUGCAGUAUUGAUGUAUCGUCUUUCUUCACAAACACAAAAUACGCACUACAGAACACAGAGCAAAACCCUAGUCACCUGAACCUGGGAAAGUGUUCAGCUGUACCACAGUUUCUGCAGGAAUCUGCAUGCCAAUGGCGGACGAGCCUAGACCGAAGAGGUCCAGGAUUUUGAGGGGUGACGAUGACUACAUGCCAGGAAACAUAACUAAAAUUGAGCUCUGCAACUUUAUGACCUUCAAUAAACUGAUCUGUAAGCCAGCCUCCCGCUUAAAUUUGGUUGUUGGACCAAAUGGAUCAGGAAAAAGUUCUCUUGUUUGUGCCAUAGCACUAGGGCUUGGAGGUGAACCUCAGCUUCUGGGGAGGGCUACUAGCAUUGGUGCUUAUGUGAAGCGUGGGGAGGAGCAUGGGUACAUUGAAAUUUGCCUGAGAGGAGAAACCAAGGAAGAGCCUAUCACAGUUACAAGGAAAAUAGAUACUCGUAACAAAUCUGAGUGGCUGUAUAAUGGUAAAGUGGUAGCGAAAAAGGAGAUUAAUGAAGUAAUACAAAGAUUCAACAUCCAAGUCAAUAAUUUGACUCAAUUUCUACCACAAGACAGGGUUUGUGAGUUUGCCAAGCUAACCCCCGUGCAACUCCUUGAAGAGACUGAAAAAGCUGUUGGGGACCCCCAAUUACCUGUUCAGCAUAGGACUCUCAUAUCAAAGAGUCAGGAGUUGAAGAAGUUCGAACGAGCUGUUGCCAGCAAUGAAGGUUUGUUGGAUCAACUCAAGGCCCAAAAUGCAGAACUAGAAAAAGAUGUUGAACGUGUUCGCCAAAGAGAAGAUCUCUUAGCAAAGGCUGACUCUAUGAAGAAAAAGUUGCCUUGGUUAAAGUAUGAUAUGAAGAAGGCAGAGUAUAUGGGAGCCAAAAAUCAGGAGAUUGAAGCAAAGGGGAAGCUAGACGAGGCUGUCAGAGCUCUUAAAAACCUUUUGGACCCCAUUGAAAAACAGAAGGCAGAUAACGCAAAAUUGGAGGCUAAAGUGAAAAAGAUAAACGGUUUGCUAGACAGAAACAUGAAGAAGCGUAUGCAGCUUUUGGACAACUAUAACCGUUUAGGAGUACUAGUACAAGGGGCAUAUGAUGAAGUGAAUGAUUUGAGGCAUCAGGAAGAAUCUCGCCAAUUAAGAAUCUCUAAAGCUAAGGAAGAUCUUGCCACUGCUGAGGCUGAACUCAGGAAUUUUCCUCCUUAUGAACCUCCACGACAGAAGAUGGAAAAUUUAAGUGCUCGAAUUGUGGAGCUGGAAGAAUCUGCGAAAGAGAUGAGAUAUCAUAAAAGAGAAAAGGAGAAGGAUUUAAACCAAUGCAAAAUGAACCUGACGCAGUGUAUGCAAAGGUUAAGGGAAAUGGAGAAUGUCAACAAUAAGCGAUUACAAGCUUUAAAAAGUUCUGGUGCUGAGAACAUCUUUGAGGCGUAUCAAUGGGUUCAGGAGCACCGGAGCAUGUUCAAUAUGGAAAUUUAUGGCCCUGUAUUGCUUGAGGUGAACAUUGCCAAUCGAUUUCAUGCUGACUACCUAGAGGGCCAUGUUGCCCGUUACAUAUGGAAGGCUUUUAUCACUCAGGAUUCCAAUGAUCGUGAUUUACUGUAUAAAAAUCUGAAACCCUUUGGUGUUCCCGUUAUCAAUCAUGUUAAUGAUGGUGGCAACCGAGAGCCCUUUUGUAUGACGGAAGAAAUGCGUAAACUUGGCAUAUCUUCAAGGCUUGACCAAGUCUUUGAAGCUCCCCAUGCUGUCAAAGAAGUUUUGAUUGGUCAAUUUGGACUGGAUCACUCAUACAUUGGAUCAAAAGAAACUGAUGAGAAAGCUGACCUGGUCUUUAGAUUGGGAAUUAUGGACGUCUGGACACCAGAAAAUCAUUAUCAUUGGUCCAGAUCCCGCUAUGGCAGUCAUGUGUCUGGAAAUGUUGAAUCAGUAGGCCAAUCUCGACUUCUUUUAUGCAAUUUGGAUGUUAAGGAAAUUGACAUUGCCAGAUCGAAGAAAGUAGAACUGGAGGAGCAAAUUUCUGCCAUAGAUGCAGAUUUGAAGUCUCUGCAAAUUGCAUUAAGACAGAAGGAAGAUGAAGCAGCUGAACUUCAGCGCGAACGGGAGGAGAUUGUUAACGUCAUGCAAAACAAGAAGAAAAAAUUGAGGGAGUUGGAACAAACUGUCAACCAAAGGAGAAUAAAGUUGAAGUCGAUAGAAAGAGAGGAUGAUCCAGAUGCUGCAAUAGCAAAGCUCACUGACAAGGUUAAUGAAUUAAAGAGUCAGCGUUUCCAUGGUGCUAUUGAGGUUAAGAAUUUGCUCAUUGAGGCUGUUGCUUAUCGAAGAAGUUUUGCUGAAAAUAACAUGAGCUCCAUUGAACUUGAAGCUAAGAUUAAGGAGAUGGAAUCCAAUGCAAAGCAACAGGAGAAGAUAGCUAUGCAAGCAUCCCAAAAUCUUGAAAAUCGUAAGAGUGUCACGGAGAAUCUCCGACAUCAGCUGUCGGUUGCUAUGGAGCAUGCAAAAUCAGUUGCUGUAAUUACUCCUGAGCUUUCACAGGCCUUUCGAAAGGUUAUUAUCCUGGCUGAACUUAUGAUGCUGCAAAGUAUUGAUGUGCUUUUAAUGCCUGCUACUAUUGAAGAGUUGGAGGCAACAAUACAAGAUACAAUAUCACAAGCCAAUUCUAUCCUUUUCCUUAACAAUAACAUCUUAGAGGAAUAUGAAAGCCGUCAACGGAAGAUUGGGGAACUGACAAGGAAGCAAGAAAUGGAUGGAAAGGAAUUAAAGGACUUACUUGAUGAAAUCAAUGCUCUGAAGGGACGUUGGCUUCCAACAUUGAGAAAUCUCGUGACUCGGAUUAAUGAAACUUUUAGUCGCAAUUUUCAAGAGAUGGCUGUAGCAGGCGAGGUGUCUUUAGACGAACGCGACACAGAUUUUGAUCAAUAUGGAAUCCUAAUCAAAGUAAAGUUCAGGCAAACUGGACAGCUUCAGGUUUUAAGUGCCCAUCACCAAUCAGGCGGGGAGCGCUCAGUUUCGACCAUUCUCUACCUUGUUUCUUUACAAGACCUUACAAACUGCCCAUUUAGGGUAGUUGAUGAGAUCAAUCAAGGUAUGGACCCCAUAAACGAGAGGAAAAUGUUUCAGCAAUUGGUCAGAGCAGCAAGCCAGCCAAACACUCCACAGUGUUUUCUGCUGACCCCGAAAUUGCUACCAAAUCUAGAAUACAGUGAUGCAUGCAGCAUUCUUACUGUUAUGAACGGACCUUGGAUUGAGCAGCCUUCGAAAGUGUGGAGUGGUGGUGACAGCUGGGGAUCUCUGAGACUCCCAAUAGGAGAAAACCAGUGCUGAGAGUUCGUAUUUGUUGAUAAAUAGCGUGGAAGUUUUCAUUGUUUAGAUAGGAACAUAUGGUUUUUCUGUUUGGCAGAAUUUGAUGUAUUUUGGAUUAUUCAAUUUUUGACCAUAACUCUAAAUUGGCUCUUUGUAUAUAUGAAUGACAUCCGUGUUCUGGAUUCCUUUUCACGUUUGCGUUCUCUCCUGAAGUUUGAAGAGCAUUCUUUGUAUGUGAUAUUUUGGGUAGCCACAAUGAACAAUGUUAUCCUAAGA
Messenger RNA from Striga asiatica, 3614 nucleotides. The record is from the annotation of a GenBank genome assembly. Lineage: Eukaryota; Viridiplantae; Streptophyta; Magnoliopsida; Lamiales; Orobanchaceae.